This is a messenger RNA of Mesorhabditis belari, 1974 nucleotides long. Lineage: Eukaryota; Metazoa; Nematoda; Chromadorea; Rhabditida; Rhabditidae. The record is from the annotation of a GenBank genome assembly.
AUGAUGUAUUCCCCACCGCCAACUUUUUCAAAGCCAAUGCCACCACCAAACAUUGAUCGAAGGAAAUUGUAUAAAAAUUUUCUCUGCGGGAUUUGCGAUAAAAUCAUCAAGAAAGCGGCUAUAUUAAAGAUGUGUUCAUGUCGUUUCUGUCAUGCGUGCAUUCUGGCAGCUUACAAAUUGGGAGAAAAGACGUGUCCUCAUCCUCAUUGUACGCUCAAACCGAAGCCCCAAUUGAGAAGUCCAGCCGACGUUCUCCUCAAUCCACCGUUUGAUCAACUCGUCACAAUGUGUGGCUUCCAACCUCAUCAAUCCAAAGAGGAUUUCCUUGAUUCUGCAUCGCUUGCAAAACUUGCCUCUCAGAACGUUCAAAAAGUGAUGGUGAACAGAAAAAGACCCUACGAGGCACCGCCGGAUCUCAUCUCGCCGAGAAAAGCUACUUUCAAACCAUUUGACAAUCAGCAGCUUCAACAACCAAAGAAUUCGUUUGAUCUCGAGAAUUCAUUAUUGAAAGCUUUUAUGACCAGAAGUUACUCUGUGCAACCGAUUCAAUCAAGUUUUGCGAAAAACCGCUGGAUUCUGGCUAAGCAGAGGCUGAGAGAAAACGAAAACGGAGACCCUAGUGUGAUGAAGAAAAGAGUGUUGGGAGCAAUAAGUGAUUCAGAUGAAGAAUCCGAUAUGGAAUCGAAUAUUUCUGGAUGUUCUUGGAAGCGCCAAACGGAAGCAAACGAAAACGAUCAAGAAGAGUCAGACAUCAGUGACUCGACCGAGUCUGAAAUGGAAGUUGAAAGUGAAGAGCCGAAAGCUGAGGGACAAGAGAACGGGCCAUCAACAUCCCAAGAAGCAACUCAAGAAGUGCCCAAAGAAGCGACCGAGGAUGAACGAUUGGAGGAAGCUGCGAGAGAGAUUUAUCUGGCCGAACAACAACGAAUCCGGGCGAUGGCCGAGUUGGAUGACCCAAAGCAUCCACUCAUUUUAUGGCCUGAUAUGAGAUUGGAAUUGAAGGAAAUCAGUCGUCGACAGCUACACGCCCAUUAUCUCUUUGUUCCCAACUCGUGUACAAUGGAAACUCUCGGGAAAUUCGUUCUACAGCGCCUUUUCCAGGAAGAGUAUAUCGAUUUUGAGCAAGAGGAGUUAACAGUCACUUUUGUGCCGGUUGUUGAAGAGAUCGAAGCAACAAAUAUUAUCAUUUUGAAAAGAGAACCAAAGCAAGGCGAAAACAAUCAGGAAAAGUCAGAAGAUCAUGCAGUGACUCUGAAAAUUGACAACCCUCAUCAAGCGAGUGUGUUGAUUUUCGAUCCCUCAAUGAUGGUCACGAAGAAGUCGACAAUGGCAGAGGUGCGAGCCGUCGUCUGGAAAGAUCACUCGAAACCGAUGAAACUCAUCUAUCAAAUCAAAUUGAAGUCGUCAGAGAAGAGUCCAUUCACAUCAGCUGAAAGUCCUCUACACACACCGAUCACUACCGAAGCUCCCGCAGCUACCACUCCAACCUCGUCCACCAACACUUCAACCCCCAGUGAUCCUGCUCCCUCAACUCCCAAAGAAAUUCAACCAUUCACUUUGCCGAUGAAACACAAUUCCAACAAUCUAACACAAGUUCCUGUUCCAAUGUUGAAGAAUGAAGCACCUAAACCCAUACAACUCAUUGAGCCAAAGCCAUUCACUUUGACAACUCUUCCAGCUCCAUUUGUACCCCCACAAAUCCCUCCUCCAAUCCUACCCAGUGGAAUGAGAUCCUAUCCAUUCCCUCCACUCACUUCACCCCUACCAACUGCUCCACUGAUUCUACCAAAUCGUCCAAAUAUCCCUUUCCUGGCUGCUUCAAAUAUGGCCAAUUCAUCGAUUGAACAAUUGAACAGUCAUCAACAUUCAAUUACCCCACAAGCGAUCCCACAAAAUUCGCCGUCUGAUCCAAGAGUAGAGAUUGGUGGGAAUGAUGGGGACUGUGAUGGGAUGCCGACGUUGGAUCCCGAGAUC